Molecule: messenger RNA, 1422 nt
Organism: Chaetomium globosum CBS 148.51
Lineage: Eukaryota; Fungi; Ascomycota; Sordariomycetes; Sordariales; Chaetomiaceae
Exons: 2
Coding region: 1-1422 (473 amino acids)
Biological process (GO): proteasome-mediated ubiquitin-dependent protein catabolic process
Cellular component (GO): cytoplasm; nucleus; GID complex
Molecular function (GO): ubiquitin-protein transferase activity
Source: RefSeq, a predicted model, not a curated record
AUGGACGAAGACGAAGACGAAGACGAGGAUGAGGGCGAGGAUGGGGACGCAGAGGCCGAGGAAGCCCAUACAAACACAGCUGGAUUCUCGGACGUCCACGAUAGUGACGAAUAUGAUCUUUCGUCGCUCCACUCCCAGGAACUUCAGGAGAAGUUCGCCGAGAUGUACACAAUCCUGCAGCAGCUAAAAGCACAGAACCUGCUCCCCGCCAUAGAAUGGGCCCGUUCAAACUCGGCUGAGCUCGAAGCCCGCGGCAGCAACCUCGAGUUCGAGCUUUCCAAGCUUCAAUACGUCUGGCUCUUCAAAGGCCCUUCCGUCAACAACCUCCCCGACGACGAAAACAAUGGACGUCGGGGUGCGCUUGCCUAUGCUCGCCAGCAUUUUGGCCGCUUCCAAGCCCGCCAUCUGCGCGAGAUCCAACAGCUCGCGUCGGCCAUGGUCUUCGCCCCCAACCUCCCGGAUUCUCCCUACCACCUGACCUUUGCCUCUGUCUCCACAGCCUUUACCGACGUCGCUGCCUCUUUCACUCGCGAGUUUUGCAGCCUGCUCGGCCUGUCAGCAGAAUCGCCCCUCUACCUCGCCGUCACUGCCGGCGCCCUGGCCCUGCCCCGGCUCAUGAAGUUCAUGCUUGCCACUCGCUCCAAGGGCACCGAAUGGACCACCACGCAGGAACUACCGUUUGAGACACCGCUCCCCCAGAGCAUGCUGUUCCACAGCAUCUUCGUCUGCCCCGUGUCCAAGGAGCAGACGACCGAGGACAACCCGCCCAUGGGUGGCGCGGACUCGACGGGCGGAAGGAGGGUUGGACGCCGCGCGGGACUGGGGCAUGACGGUGCCUACGACGACGGGGCCCAUCAGCAGGGCCCCGCGCCUGGCUCGGGAGAUGUGGACGUCUCUCUCGCGCUUGUCAUCGACCGGGUAUUUGACGGCCUCUUUCAGGAUGCCGACUCUCCCCGGCCCCUGGAGAGUUUCCUUCAGCCUGGCGGCGAGCUGCUAAACGCAGUCUCGGGAGCGGCGACGUCGCUACCUGAUCCUGAAACGCUGCAUGGCGUCUACAACACAUUGGACUCGUGGGACGCGUUCUUUGCUUACCAGCAGGCAGUCGGGGCAGGGGAGAGGCCGGUGCACUCUGAUCCGGAACGGCACCACAGCCCGGGGGAGAUGAGGGGUUACAGGGACAGCGAGGAACUUGGUGUCUUCGAGGAGGCGGAGACGGACAGGGAGCGUGAUCCGAUAGAUUCGGCGGUCACCGACGGGGUGCGGUUUCUACACCUGGGGGUUGGCUGGGGGGAGGGGGACGUGAUUGAGGCGGACGUCGACGGCCUGGACGCUGUGCCCCAUGAGGAGUUCCGGAUUCGGUAUGUGGAGGAUGGGGCUACGCUAUCGGAAUGGGGAUCGGAAUCGGACUCGGAGUCGGAAUAG